UGUAUGCACGUAAAAAGAAAAAAAAAAAAAAAGUGAGGUCUGGUGCAGCACCGGAGUCCGGCCCUCAGCGUUCGAGUGGCUCAUCUCACCAAGCUGCCCUGCUCUUGAAGUGGGUGAAAAAAAAUUGUAGAAAAAAUUUGUCUUCGAUUACGGUCGAGAGCAAAAUAACACAGCGACGAGAAGCGGAAAACCAAAGGCGCAACUUUCUCUUGUUAUGAACACAGUUUCCUGAUCCAAAAACAUCUGACCAAACCCUAAUUCUUCAACGGAAUCCGAUCUCGAUCAUCCCUGUCACCCGGUCGCGGGAGUCUCGUCGUCGACAUACCGAAAGUCGCGUACUUUGACUUCUGUUUAAUUAUAAUUUAUAAUUACUUGAAUCGCGGUAUCUCGCUGGAGAUGGUAAUAUCCGGCGGAACAUCUUCCGGCCGCGGCCUUGGUGUCGAUCGAUUCUACAAUCCACCGGCCGUGAGGAGGCAACUUGAGCAGCAGAGGCAGCAGCAGCAGCAGCAGGAGGCGGCGCUGCAACGGCCGGGAAAGGCCAAGCCCAAGCCUGCCACGCCGCCUUUUAUGGAGGUCCCUGCCAUCGAUAGGCCGGUUGAGAACAGAGCUCAGUCUGAUGAUUCUUCGAAACCAUCGCUUUCUUCUUCUUCCUCGUCAUCAUCGGCCUCUCAUUCUCCUUCCCCUUCUCCUCCUCCGAGGUCUAUGUCUCCAGUUGCGAAUUUGGAUCGGUUUUUGGAGUCCACGACUCCGAUGGUUACACCUCAGUACUUUCACAUGACGAACAGUAAAGGGUGGAGGAAGCACGAUGGUGUGGAAUUGCGUCCCUACUUCACUCUUGGAGAUUUAUGGGAGUCUUUCGAAGAGUGGAGUGCAUAUGGUGCUGGAGUGCCAUUGGUAUUGAAUGGCGGGGACUGUGUUGUACAAUAUUAUGUUCCAUAUUUGUCUGCUAUCCAGCUUUAUACGAAUGCAUCCAGGACUACAUUUAGAGCAAGGCGACUUGGCGAGGAAAGCAAUGCUGGAAUUUAUCAGGAUACGAGCAGUGAUGUUAGCAGUGAGAGUGAAACUGAACGAACAUUUAGAAAGAGAAGGGAUUCUUCAACAACUCAUAAAGAUCAGCAUGGUCUUGUUGGUGAAGAAAAUGGAGUUUGCAAGCAGACAAUGCUACCAGUAUUCGAGUAUCUGGAGCAUAAUCCUCCCUAUGGAAGAGAACCCUUAGCAGAGAAGAUUUCACUACUCGCAAACAAAUUUCCUCAGCUAAUGACAUACAGGAGUUGUGAUUUGCUUCCCAAGAGUUGGAUAUCUGUUGCUUGGUAUCCUAUAUACAGGAUACCCACUGGACCAACAUUACGGGAUUUGGAUGCUUGCUUUUUGACUUUCCAUACUUUGUCAACUCCACUCAAAAAUUCAUGCAAUGGACAUUCUGAGCUGAAUGAUAGCUGUAGAGUCAGAGAAGCUAAUGACUUUACCCAGAUGCCAGCUAAGUUAUCAUUGCCUGUAUUUGGUUUAGCUUCAUACAAGCUCAAAGGUUCAAUUUGGACUAAUAAAAAUCUUUAUGAGCAGCAGUUUGCAAGUUCUUUAUUGCAAGCUGCUGAGGAAUGGCUUCAGUUUCAAAAGGUGGAUCAUCCAGACUUUCGGUUCUUUCUCUCACAUUACAACACAAGUUAACUGUGAUGGAGUCUGUAAAUAUUUUCUUUUUGCACUAGUUUAAGGUCUUUUGGUGCCUUCAACCCUCACAAGUAUUGCAUUGUUUUGACUAGGUAUAUCUAACAAUCUAUAAUUUAUCUAGAUCUUUGAAUUUGUAUGUAGAUAACGCGAUAGACCCUUGUACCCUCUUUUAGAAAAUUUGGAAGACAACUUGGAUUGGUGAAAUGUUGUUUGAUUGAUAAAGGAAAAGGCUCUUAGGCUUCCUGAGUGAAGCUAGAUUAUUUUGGGAGAGGUUGUAUGGUGCAAUGGGGGAUCAAGUCCAAUAGGUAAAUUUUUGUAUAUGCUGCAUUGUGUUUAUGAUGCUGACAGUUUCAUUAAUUGGUCAUUUUGGACAAA
Molecule: messenger RNA, 2040 nt
Organism: Phalaenopsis equestris
Lineage: Eukaryota; Viridiplantae; Streptophyta; Magnoliopsida; Asparagales; Orchidaceae
Exons: 6
Coding region: 397-1665 (422 amino acids)
Source: RefSeq, a predicted model, not a curated record